Eruca vesicaria subsp. sativa (arugula) is the source of this 228-nucleotide messenger RNA. Lineage: Eukaryota; Viridiplantae; Streptophyta; Magnoliopsida; Brassicales; Brassicaceae. The record is from the annotation of a GenBank genome assembly.
AUGAGUAAUUACAAGAUUAUGCUCUUCGCGUCGAGGCAACGAAUUCUGAGGUGUGCUCUACACCGUGUUCACCAAGGUACGGAACGUUUGAAUGCUUCCAUGACUGUUUCCUCGAAGAUUUCAAAGAUGGAAAUUGUGUUAAUGGACGUUGUUGUUGCACAAAAUGAUAAAAUGCCAGUCACCUUUCUUGUAAACUGGCAACUUGAGAGCUUAUCUAUGCUUUGCUAA